CGACCGUUGUUUUCGCUGUCAUUCAGUCUGUUGCGUGAGAGUUGGAGCAUAGCAAGCGGUCGACGGCAGCUUGAUUGUGUUCUGGUUCCAUGUUUUUUCGAAUUUCCGCCCUAUCCGAUCGUUCCCAGAAAUAUGUAAAGCGGCGCGACCUCCCAGAGUACUUCACGACCUCCUGAGGUAAAAAACAACGUGCCACACGUUUGAAACAUCGAAAUCGGACAUAACCUUCUUCGCGGCAGCUGUCGGUGGUGAGAAUCUAGGUGGGCCAGGUACCAAUCGGCAGUUGUUUCUGUCAAUUUCCGGACGUUUGACGGUUUGGGUUCCGCAGAUUCGAUUUUAGUGAUUGAGAGUGUGACCCCUUCUCGGACUAUGUUGGGCUACACGACGUCCAGGGACGGGCUGUUACAGCUGGAUCCGGAGGUCCUCACCUCAGUGCUUCGUAAGGAGCCCAUACACAGCGUCUAUGAAGUGGAUAAAACACCUUUGGGCAGAUUUAUUUGGGAAAAUAUCCUUUCGACAUUUCCACUUGAAUGUGGCAAACUAAACAGAUUAAACGCAAAAUUAGUUAAGGUUGGAAACGUACAAUCGGAAGAAACUAAACAACUGCUAGAUGAUACCAAAGAAUCGUUGACUGAAAGAAAGACAAAGAAAUUUUUUGGAAUUCAAACAAAGAUAGAGGUAAGGACUAGCAUAAGGGCUUUAAAUAAAAAUGCGUAUAACAAUGCACAAUGUAACGGAAGAAGUGUACAAUGUAUAGUAGAUAAACAAGUAACUAGAGAGUCGGCUACUCCCAUAAUAUCUAUGGUGUGUGCGUCUCAGUCCCUCUCGGUUGUUGCCAACAACCUACAACCUGAUAGGCGGAAUUUGAAAUGCGGGAAUUGA
Molecule: messenger RNA, 882 nt
Organism: Acanthoscelides obtectus
Lineage: Eukaryota; Metazoa; Arthropoda; Insecta; Coleoptera; Chrysomelidae
Source: the annotation of a GenBank genome assembly